GCGUUGUUUCAGACGCACCAUAUGCGGCACCCGGAGCUUAACGAAAGCUUGAUGAAAGCUUGGAAAGCUUGGUCGCAUGCUUGUAGGCCCAUGAUCGCGGCUGCGACAAUCCGGCCGGUGUGACCGCCUGUUCCUGGUCGUGCGCUGGUGAUUGGAGCGUUUGCAGUUGGGCAAGUAGGUUUGCUUCUUUGAAGGCGGGCGUGAUGCAUGCGUUGGUGGAGGGCACGAAGGUACAUAUGCCGCCUCGUCGUCGUCGUCGUCGUUGCUUCGAGUGAAGUAAUUCUUUCUCUACUUUAUCCUGUUGCUUCAGUGUUGUAAUAAGAUUCUCGUCACCGACAUCCACAAUAACGUUCGAACUCAACAACCCAACAUCAUCAUGGCAUCCCUACGACGCCUCGCGAUCCAGCGUAGCCCAGCCUACAAGCCUGCUGGAGUCAAGAGCUACGUCUAUGCCAUGACCAAGUAUGGCUUCCACCCUACAAAGCCUGGCCCAUACUUCCAAGCCAAGGUCAUGUCGCAGCAAGGCAAGUUCGGCAGAAUCGGUGGCCGCAUGCGAUCACGCUACGUUCUCAAGAAGCGCAACGAAGCAUCGGCACCAAGUGGUGCGCAAAGCAAAGCCGCAGCUCCAAGCGACGGUAAUCCGACCGAGGGUGAAGUACCUGCCGAAGACAUCCAGAAUGACUCGUUGUAUCUCUGUGAGGUUGGCGUUGGAACACCCGAGCAGAAGAUCUACCUUGAUUUCGAUACUGGUUCUUCAGAUCUCUGGGUCUGGUCCACUGAACUCCCCAAGAAGAUUCUGAGUUCAGCAGAUGCUUCGAAGCAGCAGGUCGCUUUCGACCCUUCAAAGUCAAGCACAUUCAAGAAACUUGACGGUGAGACAUGGAAGAUCUCGUACGGUGACUCUUCUUCCGCAAGCGGUGACGUCGGUACCGAUGUUGUGAACCUGGGUGGCCUCAAAGUUGAGAACCAAGCUGUGGAGCUAGCAAAGGAGCUUUCGCAGCAAUUUGCCGAAGGCAAUGGAAGCGGACUCCUUGGUCUGGCGUUCAGUUCCAUCAACACUGUUUCUCCCACACCGCAGAAGACGCCAGUCGACAACAUCAUUGCACAGAAGAGCGCCAAGGAGCAGCUGUUCACCGCGUAUCUGGGUAGCUGGCGCGACACGAACGAGGCCGACAAGGGAGAAAGUUUCUACACCUUCGGUUUCAUCGACCAAGACGUCAUGACCGCCUCCGGCGCAUCUGAACCUAACUACGCAGACGUAGACAAUAGUCAAGGCUUCUGGCAAAUCCAAUCCACAUCCGCUACCAUCAACGGGCAGACCGUCGACCGCUCCGGCAACACCUCCAUCAUGGACACGGGUACCACCCUCUGCCUUGUCGACGACGCCCUCGUCGAUGCCGUCUACAAAGCCAUCCCCGGCGCAAAGUACGACCAGAGCAACCAAGGCUACGUCUUCCCCACCUCCACCUCCGCAGCCGACUUGCCCGAGAUCAAGCUUGCAAUCGGAGACGCGAUGGUGACGUUCCAGAAGGAGGAUUUGGGCUUCGCUGAUGCUGGAAACGGUAUGGUGUAUGGAAGUAUCCAGAGUAGGGGUUCCAUGGAUAUGGACAUAUACGGUGACGCGGUGUUGAAGGCUAUGUAUGCGAUCUUCGAUAUGAACAAUGGAUCACCGCGAUUCGGUUGGGUGCAGAGGAAGGAGAAGACCCAGAAUACGGAUGCGCCGCCUUCGUAG
Alternaria rosae is the source of this 1732-nucleotide messenger RNA. Its product is annotated as aspartic peptidase domain-containing protein. Gene Ontology annotation, biological process: proteolysis. The coding region runs from base 377 to 1732 and encodes 451 amino acids. Gene Ontology annotation, molecular function: aspartic-type endopeptidase activity. Lineage: Eukaryota; Fungi; Ascomycota; Dothideomycetes; Pleosporales; Pleosporaceae. The record is from RefSeq and is a predicted model, not a curated record. The transcript is spliced from 5 exons.